This is a messenger RNA of Anopheles maculipalpis, 4164 nucleotides long. Its product is annotated as multiple epidermal growth factor-like domains protein 6. Bases 1 to 4164 code for a protein of 1387 amino acids. The record is from RefSeq and is a predicted model, not a curated record. The transcript has a single exon. NCBI's taxonomy places the organism in Eukaryota, Metazoa, Arthropoda, Insecta, Diptera, Culicidae.
AUGAAUAAAACAUACCAACUCCCCGUUACAGUGAUGCUGUUGUUCGCUCUCGUCACAACGGUGACAGCACAACACAGCAACAGAUCAUCGAAACGAUCUGUGAAAAAAAUGAUCCUUCUUGAUCGUACACCCGUGCUUCCGGAUAAGGUGCGUUUGCUAGCGGAAUGUGCCCCCGGAAGUGUGAACUGUACCCGUACCUGCCCCGACAGUUACACCAUCGAUGCCAAGCAGCAGUACUGUCGACCCAAGCGGCAUGACACUUGUCCACCAGGAUACAUUCAACGUGCCGGAGGAGUUGGUGGAGCAAGUGGUUGCGUGCUGGAAGAAAUUCAAUGUCCACCGGGCAGUACGCGGGAAGGGAAUCGUUGCAUAGUGCGUAGUUACAGCUGCCCGACCGGAUACAUCCAGCGAGGACAAAACUGUGUACGGGACAACAUCUGUCAACCGGGGUACCGGUGGGAAAGUGGUCUGUGCUUUCCUGUCUCGGCAAGAAUCUUCUGUCCGCCCGGGUUCACGGAGCAACAUCCGGGUGGUAAUUGUGCACCUUCGGCGUGUUCGGAUUGUUGCGAUUGUCGCGAUGAAGUGAUGGCCACUAUCUGUCCUUCUGGGUACACCAAUCAGUGGGGCCGUUGUGUGCGGCUCCAGCAAGCAUCUCCUGACUUGAGGAUACAAUCCGUCACGUACCGUUUGCCGGUGGAAUGUGCCGCCGGUCAAACGUUCAACAGUGGACAGUGUGAAUCGCUGAGUACGAUCGGUCGUCCAGUGUGUAGAGCGGGCCACUUCUACAAUGGUUCUUGUGUAGAGGUUGCCAAGUGUAUGCGUGGUACGCUGAACAGUGUUUGCUCGUGCGAACUCGAACAACACGUGGCAAGUUCUUGUCCGGUCGGGAAACUACAGGACGGAGUGUGUGUUUUAUCACGUGCGCACUGUAGAGCACCGGCUCGCCUUCGAAAUGGAGUGUGCGUACGGGAAGCGAAAUCUCGUACCACCUGUCCGGAUGGGGGAGUACCGUUCCAAAAAGAGUUUUGUGCUGUGGAGACACCACGCUGUGGGAGAGGUUUCGUGCUCGAUGAACAUGGCCUCUGCCGUAAAGGAACACCGUGCGCAUUCGAGUGUGGUCCUUAUCAGCGCCGGAAUCGUUGGUGUGGCCUUCCGGCUAACUGUCCGGAAGGGUACACACUUAGCGAGGCAGGACACUGCAUCCGGGAAACGGUUCGACCUGCUUACAGUUGCCCAGAAGGGACUAUCGAACGGGGUGAAAGGUGCGUCAGCGUUACUCCGCUCUGUCGUUCGAACUUCCGAUACGAUUCGAGCGUUGAUCUAUGCGCUCGCUGCGAGGAACGAUCGAUGACGUGUGCGAGAGGAAAUUUAACCGGUGGACAGUGCGUGUGGAGCGAACCGGCUUGUCCGGCCGCGUACGAAUGGAAGGAUAGUAUGUGCGUGAAGACGGACACCCGGAAGUACCACUGUCGGAAGGGAUACGAGCAUGGCGAACAGUGUGUACAUGGCGAGCUGUCCUGUCCGGCCGGCUACGAACUGCAGGGGGAAAGUUGUAUCGUUCGCGAGGAUGUUCACUGUCCGGAGGGUUCCUAUCCGUUGGAUGGUCGGUGUACAAUCGCUAAGGAAUGUCCGGAUGGGUUCCAAGCAGGGGCAGAUGCUUGCGUACGGGAAACAAGACGACUUGUUAAUGCCACCCAACCGACUUGUCCAGCGGGGUACGUUUACGAGGGAGAUGUUUGCGUACGUCGAUCGAUAGUGGAAGCUUCGAUCAAUCGCAAAGAAGCGAUUUGUCCCGAUGGAUACGAGCGUGGUAGGGAUGGCGAUUGUGCGCGGUUGGUGCGUACGUUCCCGGUUUGUCCACCACGAACAAUCUACACCGAUCGUAGCGAUCGUUGUUACUGUGAGGUUGAUCUAAUGUGUCCAACAGGGUACGAACGAACCGGUACAGAUUGUACGUUCCGUGCGGCAGGAUACAACUCGCUCGUAAACUUCCUCAACCCCUGCUACGGAGCGUUCUGUGGUGGAGGCGCCUACUGUAUCACCCAGUGCACAGUUCCACCAUGUCCCUUCGAACCUUGUACUGCUGAUGGACCAGGACUUACAGCUACAUUUGGGCCACGUGCGAGCCGCUGUCUUACGCCGGGAGUGGGCGAUGAAGAUUGUCCACCACAAACAGUAAUUGGACUCGUUUGUCCACCCGGGUACGAACGUGUCAAUAGCUCGUGUCUUGCGUACUACGACAAAGUGUGUCCAGAAGGGUACGAACUCGAUGGGGAUGAGUGCACCCGUACCGUUCAUCUAGCACCCUUCUGUCCAUCGGGAUUCCGUACGGCGCCGGGAUCGGGAUCUUGCAUACAAGCUUCCUGCCCGAAUGGAUACAAACUAACCGGAACAGGAGCCACGUGUGAAAAACGAGAUCUUCGUUCACCGAAAGCAUGCUCUCCUGGGUGGGAUUUCUUCCAGGGUGCAUGCUACCGGAGAUCGAUCUGCAAAAAUGGCACCAUCGAAGGGGCGUAUUGUGUGGAGCGUGAGUUUACCCGACCCACCUGUCCGGAAGGUUACAUCCAGCGGGGUGAGGAUUGUGCUACGGAAGGAAUCUGUCGGACCGUUGGGUCCGCUCUUAUCGAUGGAAUGUGUGUACAAAUUGCGGAACCGGCACCCUGUCCGGAUGGAACAUACCGCCAUGGGAAGCAUUGCGUGUAUCCGGAUGCUCCGGAGUGUGAAGACGUGCAGUACGUUGCUACCGAGUGCAGUACGGAGGUCGACUCGCGAGGCUACUGUUGGCAUCGAUCGUCACCUACCUGCCCGCAAGGAUACCGUCUGCGGGACGAUAAAUGUAUCGCGUGUCAGACAGAGAAACCAAACUGCCCAUCGAACAUGGCUAUUCGACAGGAGAUGUGUAUGGCGGAGCGGGUUAUCUGUCCGGCCGGGCAUUUUCUACGCGAUGGACAUUGUGUCACGCUGCACGUAACCCGACCACGCUGCCCGGCUGGAGAGUAUACGCUUUGCAACGGUUUCUGUAUCGCGGCGUAUGGGCACGAAUGUAAAGGGGCUGAGUAUGGGUUGGCCAUCUGUAGCCGAGGAUAUCUGUACCAAGGGAAGUGUGUAGAGCAUGGCAGGUGUGCGGAUAGUGAUCAUACGCUCGUUAACGGUGAAUGUCAGCUUCGCAUGUUCACUGAUCCGUCCUGUCAUGGGAAAGGUUCCCGGAUCGGGGAGCUGUGCAUUGGUGGAACACCCCAAUGUCCACCCAACUAUGCACUGACGGGUGGCCGAUGCUACAGCUGCCAUAUCGAAAAUGCGCAAUGUUCGACGGGAGGUGUAACGACCUGUUCCGAUAGUUUCUGCCAGCUGGAACCACCUCGCUGUACUUCUUCCGGGGCUAUUUUCGAUGGACGUAGCUGUCGAGUGCUUGUCACUGGCAAACCUUCCUGUCCCACCGGAACAACCCCCGAUCGGUACGAGGCUAAAUUCUGCCAGCUAAAAUCGGAACGUGCCGUUUACAACUGUCCGGCAGAGUACCACUACCAGAACGGGGUUUGCUUGAAGAAGCUUUACAAAAACCCUUCCUGUCCGGCGGACUACAAACUUCGCAAUGGUGCCUGCGUGAAGCGUACCUGCACCCGGAUGGCUUCCGGAUCUUCGUGUGCGGUUUCUACACAAACUGAAGGAGCAGGUGCUAGUAUAUCCUGCGCUCAGUGUUUGAACGAUACCUCUAGCACGAGUGGCGCAGUAUGGAAUACCCCGACCCGGGAUAGUGUGGAUCUAUGCUGUAUGGUGUACUCACCGCGUAUCUGUCGUAAGUCGGGUGAAUGCCAUCAUGAGCAGGAACGAUUGUGUGGUUCGUUCUGCCUAACCGAAGACGAUCGGAUCUAUUUGACGGUGCCGCAUACGAUGCAGCUAGGAUCGCGAUUGUACGUGGCACCAAGGCAAGAGAACAAUGGAGGAGAUGAUUACAAUGAGGAGGACGAAGAGGAGGAGGACACGGAUAAUGAUGUUUUCUCGCAAGAUUGUUCACAGUGUGAAUAUGGACCAGCGAACUGUCCGAGGCGAUGCAGUACAUACGAUUGUGACGAAGAGGAUGGAGAAGGAUGCAAUUUUAAGGAAGCUUUCACGUUCUGCGCUCAGUAUAGGGAUGCACGAAUCUGUGAACAUUUGCGGCGCUAA